Molecule: messenger RNA, 1767 nt
Organism: Harmonia axyridis
Lineage: Eukaryota; Metazoa; Arthropoda; Insecta; Coleoptera; Coccinellidae
Product: farnesol dehydrogenase-like
Exons: 6
Coding region: 936-1706 (256 amino acids)
Molecular function (GO): oxidoreductase activity
Source: RefSeq, a predicted model, not a curated record
AAUCGAUUUUAAUUUCUCCACAACACUCUUGACCACUAAUUUAAAUGAACGCUCGUUAGUAAGUGGUACUAAAAAACGCAAAAAACCUUUCUAAAAUAAUAUUGUCCAUGGAUGAAAUCAAUUACUCCCAUAUUAAUGGUGAGUUUCAUAAUUUUCAUCGAGGUGAUUUGCUGGAUCAAAUCAUUUCUCUGAUCAAUUUUAGUUUAUUUUUGACACUUCCAUAGAUUUUAAGCACAAUUAACGAGUUGAUCGGUUAAUCAAAGUUUUAUGGAAUCCGUCCUUGAUCUGCUACAACUGCAAAAGGAGCAUGUGACAAGUUGAAGAGAGCUUUCAAGGGCCAAGGAGUGUGGGAUUUUUAGGAUCACUUAUUAACACAAAAUUGGACGACUGUGAAUAAGUAUCGUCCAAUGAUUAUGGGAUUGGAAAGCAGUGAAACAAAAAUAAGUGGAGACUCUAUUUAAGUCAAACUGUAGCAAGAUGUAAAGUGUACUCUAUUUGUUAUUCCACAAGAAUAGCAAUAUUCUUCGAUAGAAUGUUAACUCAAAGUUUAAUAUUUUCCUCCAGGAACUCCUUGGCUUCUUUGAGAAUUGUCACAGCUUGUGCUGGUUAUGAGAACAUCUUGUGUUCGCUUCAAUCAAAGCCUCCAUAAUCCUACGAUUUCUCUAAAAUAUGAACUCCGCCCCUUAUAUGCAACCUGGCUGGUACCAUGUUGUAGGAAAAAUGUCAAUAUUUCCCGAAGAGCACGCUCAUCAGUCACCAAUUCAUCGAUCAGAAUUUACCAGCCUUGGAUUCACGAUGUCGCGACUUGUACGCUUCCUUUGUCAAUCGCAUGUUGAAAACAAUUCUCACAUAGGUAUUUUGAAUAUCUUACUUCGCAUUCUAGAUUUGUGCAUACUGGCUGAAUCUUGUUUCCUCAAGUGCGACAAUCUUCUAAAAUGGAAAAGUGGCAAGGAAAAGUUGCUAUUGUUACUGGUGCCAGUGCUGGUAUUGGUGCUGCUAUUGCAAAGGCUUUGGUCCAGAAGGGAGUUGUGGUUGCAGGUCUCGCAAGACGCAUAGACCGCAUCGAAGAGCUAUCGAGGACGCUUUCCAUGGAAGAAGCACCUGGAAAACUAUACGGAUUAAAAUGUGACAUCACCAAAGAAGAAGACAUUAUUAAAUCCUUCAAAUGGAUCACAGACAACGUCGGCCCUGUUCAUAUUCUAGUUAACAACGCUGGUCUUAUCAAACCCACUAAUUUAACAGAAGGCGCUACUGAGGAAUGGCGUAAAGUCUUCGACGUUAAUGUCAUGGCUCUCUGUAUUUGCACGAGAGAAGCCUUGAAAAUAAUGAGGAAAAACAAAAUCGAUGGUCAUAUUAUCCACAUAAAUAACAUAGGAGCUCAUGUCAUACCUUGUAUUCCUAGAGAAGAGUCCUUGAUGAAUGUAUAUCCUGCAUCCAAGUUUGCCGUAACAGCUCUAACCGAAUCUUUGAGACAAGAAUUGAAAAUUCUCAAGAGUAGGACCAAAGUAACGAGUAUAAGUCCAGGAAUUGUCGUAACAUCCGAGUUUCAAAAGAACUUAGGCAGUGCUGCAAGUCUCUAUUAUAAAGAUGGACCUAAAAUACAGCCCAUUGAUGUCGCUGAAGCUGUUAUUUAUUCCCUUUCAACUAAUCCUAACGUUCAGGUGCAAGACCUUAUAAUUCGACCUCUUGGUGACGCAACUUCGUAAGAUGUUGAAUUUUGUAUAGAAACACAUAUAGAUUCUCAUUUCAAUAGAUUUUUCCAAUAAA